AAAAAUCCUUAUUAUAUAUAUUUUGUUUUUAUAAUUAACCAACUUCUCUGUUCCAAACAACCAUCAAAUAAUAACAUUAUAACUCAACACAUCGUCAUAAACCAUACCCACCUCUUUUUCUGUGGCUCCUGAAUGAUUCUUGUGCUGUAAAAAAGAAAGAGUUUGAGGGGGUGUGGAGGCAUAUAUAGAGCUGCAAGCAGAUACUACUGUAACUCUACAAGGGAAUGGCAGAGAGAAGUGGAAGAUAAAAAGGCUUAGGAUUUGAGGAGUGAUAGGCCAAGUCUUGAUGCAUAAACAAGUACAACCUUUUGUUAAUUUGAUGCCAUGGCUUACCCGCAUUACCGAUCACAGUUCGGCGACACAACAUUCACCAAAGUGUUUGUCGGAGGACUCGCUUGGGAGACUCCCACUGAAGAAAUGCGUAAAUAUUUCGAGCAGUUCGGAGACAUUCUCGAGGCUGUUAUAAUCACCGACAAGAAUACAGGAAAAUCUAAAGGCUAUGGAUUCGUAACAUUCCGUGAUCCAGAAUCAGCCAGAAGAGCUUGUGCUGAUCCAAACCCAAUAAUAGAUGGAAGAAGAUCCAACUGUAAUAUUGCUUCUCUGGGACGGCCUCGACCUUCCCCACCCCGAGGUGGUAAUGCAGGGAGGAAUACAUUUCAUGGCGGAAGCACGUCACAGAGUGCAGCAUCAUACGGUGGCGCUCCGGCAGCAGCAGCACCGCCGCCGCCGCCGCCUCCUCCGGCGGCGGGGCCUGGGCUGAUGUACCCGCCAUAUGGUAAAAAUGCAGGCGAUACUGAUGGCUACUACAGAUCAAAUAACGGCUACUCUCCCUACUCUGCUGAUUACGGGUACCACCAAGCGGCAUUGUACAACCCCCAGAUUCAGCAGCCGCAAUACUACCAGCAAAUGUAUGGAGCUUCUUCAUCGGGCGUGAGUUCCCCGUAUUACUAUGGGUAUUCUGUGCAGCCACCCAGGCCCUCUUAUUCUACGCCCCAGCCUCAUCGCCUGACACCUGGACCCCCAUCCUAUCUCUACUACCCUUACCCUUCACCCUCACCCGCACCCCCACCCAUGGAUCUCUCGUUCUCCGCUUAUCGUACCCCUCGACAACCCACACUGUUGAGGCAGCCCUUCCCUUCCUCUACUGAUUCAGAGUCACAGACUCAGCAGCGUACUUCCUCCGAGACCGCAGCUGGAGUAGUUACGGCAGCUUCAUCGGAAAGUCCGAAUAGCCAAGGGAAAAACUAAUAAAUAUAGACACCUGCUGAAAGUUAAGUUUCAACUGUAUAAUCUUCACAGUUUCAUCACACAUUAAUUCUUCGUCAUCUCUUCCCGUAAUAUAUCUUUCUUUUUUUUUGGGGGGUCCAAAGUUGUAGCUUUAGGCAAUAAUGGUUUUCGCAGAUCGCAUGUGCUUCCCACAGCUCUCGCGCUCAACAGAUGGACUAAUCAACAACUCCGUGCAGAGUUCCUAAUUCAUCCCCUUUCCCUUCUUUUCGAAGACCUUAAAAUUAUUCUUACUAAUUAUUCAAUUCCAUUUUUAAGUUCCAUUAUUAUCCCAUUAUAUGAGAGCUAAGUCUUGCAUCAACAUUGUACCAUGAGCAAAUGAAUAAGAAAGGCAUUGUCCUCAACAAGAAGCUUCGAGCCAAUUUAUAUAGCUCU
This is a messenger RNA of Neltuma alba, 1659 nucleotides long. Its product is annotated as RNA-binding protein 38. The record is from RefSeq and is a predicted model, not a curated record. Gene Ontology annotation, molecular function: RNA binding. The transcript is spliced from 7 exons. Bases 325 to 1248 code for a protein of 307 amino acids. Lineage: Eukaryota; Viridiplantae; Streptophyta; Magnoliopsida; Fabales; Fabaceae.